GCAGGAUACGCGUGUGAAGCACAUAACGGUGCCCCAGAUUCGUUUCUGUACCACACACGCGCUCAGCCAGGUUAAGGUUAGGUGUUUGCGCGCGCGUGUCCGGAAUAGUCAUAGUGAGAGUAAUAGUGUAUGUGAGGCUUUUUUGUGUGUGUGUGGGUAUGUAGCAUUAGUGUCUUAGCCUGCAGCUCUGCAGCUUAGUGUGCUAGUGGGCCAAUAAGUCAGCGAUCGAUGGAGGCGCGAAAGUGAAAGGAUCGGGCCCGUAAGUUGGCACAAAGCCCUGUCGGAGAAGUGCUGUGUAAAUUGUAUAUAAAAUAAUUUAAAUAAUCCCCACGAGAGAGAAAGAGAGAGAGAGUGGUGAUUAACGUCAAAUUCAAUUUAAACGCAGACAGCUUCUCAUCGUUUCAUCGAAAGAACUGCCCCAAAAGCGUAACGCGUAAAGCAUAUUUCCUCUGGAAGGAAAUUUUUAAUGCUGUGCGCUGAUGAUCGGCCUAUUCAACUGCUUUUCGUUAAUUCCAAAACGCGACUCACAACGAGUAACGACGGGCCUAGGACGGGGAGCGAGCGGAUUGCUGUUUGCCCAACGGCAUAAACCGUAAUUUGUCGCACGAGCGUGUCAAAGCGAAAGUUUGAAUUCAAUUACAAAAACGGCUUAUUACAAAGUAGCGAUGCUCUAAGCGUCUCUACAGCAUCCCGUGAGUGAUUUGUGCUGUGUGUGUUUGUGGUUUUGUGGUUGUAUGUGUCGUGUGUGUGUAUGUGAAAAUGUGUUUCCUAAAGUGCGUGUGAUCUAGCCGUGCUUUUACGGUGGCUUUAAAAGCACCGUGCUUGUGCGUUUUCGAGGUGCAGUGUAAAUAAGCGAGUCCGUUUCUUAGUUCCGCAAACUAGCUCUUAGUAUUAUCAUUCGAAAAAGGUGAUCCAUCCCACGGGAGUGCUCCUUCCACAGCUAACGCUUUGCGCUUUUCGUCAAUUAACGUUUGAUCGCGCCCUUCGGUUGCUCGGAGGCUUUUCGGUUUUCCGUUCUGGCUGGGAAAUUCAUCGAAAUAAUUAAUUUCCUUUUUGCUGGAAGGCAAACAGCGUGGAGGGAGAAAAAGGUUCGUUCGUUCCUGUGAAGUGUGCUCUUGUUCCGUGUUUGUGUGUGUGUGUAUGUAUGUAUGUGUGAGUGUGUAUAAAUAUGCUUGAGUGAGUGCGUAAAUGGUGCGUACCGUUGUGAGCGAUAGAAAUGAUAGGCUUAUCCACGCUUAGCGGUGCCUCUGCUGCUGCUGCUGCUGCUGCUGCUGCAAGUUCCUGAGAAGUGGUGGAAUUUUAGAGAGCAAUAUCCUGAAUACCACUACUGCCUGAAGUGGCUGCGAGAAACCAGGCUACUUCAGCGGCCUAGCAACUGUGAUUUUGUGUCGGUGCUGUCUGUCCGUUCUUCAUUCAAAUUCUAAGGCCAUUUAGCAGCGAGCAUCAAACACAUUGAACGCGCACUGGGCGCGCCUUAUCGUGAUCGAAUCUGCGCGAGGCAAGGAACAUACAAUUUACAGAUAAGGGCUUCAGCGCGGCUAAUCCAGCAGAGGAAGAGAGGAGAUCAGCACAGAAAACAAAACAAAACGCUUUAAGGAUAAAAUAAAAGCAGUUUUUUUUUCUCUGCCUACCCAAUCAACGGUCUAAACGAGUCGGCAAACGGGCGCUACUCAAACCGAAAACCAUCCAGCCAACCAGGAAACGUCAGAAAUAAUCAGCAAACAUGGCGGCCACGAUGCGAACCGGAGGCCUUCACCACGCUUCGUCGCUGGGAAAUAUCGACACAUCGUCGCAGGCGAAGGUAAAUUUUGCGGCCCGCAGCUACGACUCCGAAGAUGAAAAUAUGGGCCGAAAGAAGGGACGGCCUUUUGAGACGGGGCCCUGCUCGAGGGCUCCCGUCUACUCGAAGGGAGACAUACGCGAACAGUACUGCCUGACGGAUCGACAGCUCAACUCGAUAGAGCAGCCACGGCGGGAACGAUUUUUUGGCUGCUGGUCCGGCCGCAAUGCUCCACAGUCAUUUCUGGGCGUCUGCGUGGGUCGGCGGGCGCCCUCCGACGAAAACCUCGCCGAUUAUGCACCGAUGCAGCGCUAUCCUAGGUACAUCAAUUCCGGCCCGAUAGCGAAAUCCAUCCUGCAGCAGUACGAUGACGACAUGGAAAGCUCGUACUUCCGCCGAAAGCCGACCUCUUUUUUAUCGAACAGCAGCCAGGGCGGCGGUGGAGCUGGCGGUGGCGGUGGCGGCAGUGCGGGAUUAAUUAUAGGAAGCAGCGCAACACUGCCGGCCGGCGGUGACAGUAAGCGAUACGGUGGCUCCUGGCUGCCGGCCGAGGACGAAGCGGUACGGUUAGAGGGUCCAAGCCUUUAUCGAUGUCCAGCUCAUAACGAUCUGCUGCCGCCGCCACCACCACCACCGAACGUAGGCCUUAUCGAUGGCAUCCCGGGCGGCCCACCAAGGACCAAACACGUCAGCUUUGCCCGGUCCUACACGCUCACGUCGUUCGACGAAGCGAUGGGUAGCCGACCGCUGUCACGGCUGGCAGCGGCUCGCAGCCAGGAACGGCUGAUCGGCGGCAAAAAGCCCACCAUCACGCUGGCCCAGCACACGGCCGGCCCGUACGCCACGGGUGCACCGCUGCACUCGAUCCUCACGCAACCCACCGCCCAGCCGCAACCGCUGCUGCCCCAGGCCCUCCAGAAGCAACCCCUGUCCGUGCCGCAGAACCCGAGCCACAGUCAACCUCAGCAGCCGCAGCAUCAGCCCCAGCCGCAGCAGCAUCAUCAGCCACAGCAGCAGCAGCAACCGCAGCAGCCUCAGCACGUGCUCAUACAGCAGCAACCCACGUCCCAUCUUCAUCAGCACUUGCACCAGCAGCAUCUGCAGCAUCUUCAGCAGCAGCAGCAGCAGCAACAGGCGGCACUGCUCGCACACCAAGCUCACCUGCAACAUCAACAGCAGCAACUUCAGGCAGCACAACUCGCCGCUCAGCAGCAGCAGCAACAGCAACAGCUUCAGCAGCAGCAGCAUCAGCAGGAGAUGGUUGUGCUGGAAAAGGUGAAGCGAAGCGCUAUGAAGACGCAAGCAACGCAGACGGAGGUGUAUCUGGGCAAGAAGGGAACGGCGCCACACAAUCUUUCGCUGAGCCCCAGAACGAUCCACCGGGUAAAAAUGGUUUCCCAAGGCGCGCAAACGAACGGCGGACUGAACGGUGGUGGCCGCAAGCUAACCAAGAGCCUUUCCGAGGCCGGCGAUCGCUUGCAGGAGAAUGGCAUCGAUCCAAACGUGCUGCAACCGGUGGACACUGGCACCAGCGCGAAUGCCAACUUUGAUCAUGAGCUGCUGCAUCGCACACAGUCGGAAGAGCCGCCGAAAUCACCCUUCACCAUCACCUCACCGCCCGCCACCCAUGUAGGGCCACAUUUCGAGCUACCAUCGUCGCGCACGUCCUCGCAGCUGAGCCACUCGGACGGCACGCACCUGACGCACUCGCGCAACCACUCGCAGGACAGUGCGACCUCGUACCGGUCGACCGAUGGGUCGCGGACGUCGUACGAGACCGCCUCCUAUCCGUACGAUGCGUACGACAGCAUUGUGCUGCCGCGGCGUGCCAGCCACUCGCAGGAGCCGACCUUCCAGUUUUUGCGCAAACAGGACCUGGAGCAGGUGCACCAUCAUCAUCAGCAGCAUCAGCAGCAGCAGCAGCAGCAGCAACAUCUUCAACAUCAACAACAACAUCAGUCACAGUACACCCAUGGCUACGAGAAUGGAUACGUUCCGUUCGAGACGCACAGCUUGCCGCGGAGAACGUGCAUCCACCACAAGCCGGAGGAGUUCCACACGCACACACUGCCCCGGCGGGACCACGGGCACGCCCAUCACCAUCACGACAUCGUGUACCGGGACCAGUCCCAUCCGGCACUGCCCGCCCCCGAGCAUCUCAUCCUGUCCAACGGAAGCGUUAAUCAAGAUGUUCGAUCUUUUGAUAGCAUGCCGACGGCCACGACCCUGAACCGCCGGAUGUCUGCCCACGCCAUUGUGCUGCCGCCGGAAAAGCAGCAACACUCGAGCGGGCUACCCCUCGUCCAAGGACUGCAUCAGCAGCAGCAACAGCAGCAACAGCAGCAGCAGCAACAGCAGCAGCAGCAGCAACAACGGCGAGCCUCGUACGCGUUCGUCACGCCCGACACGCAAGCCCUCGCCAAGCGCAACUCCAUCCCCCAUCAGCAGAUCCAGAAGGUGCAGCCCAUCAUGCAGACGCAACCGUUCCAACCGCUGGUCAAACCGCAACCACCCACUCUGCCCUCCCAUUACACCUCCCAAGCGGCACCCCCGUCCUGUCCGGUGACGCCGCCCAACAUUCAGCCGCUGGACAUGCAGGACGACACCAAGUCGUCCUCCGAGGGUAGCUGCUCGACCUGCGACUCGGACAGCGAGCAGGAGCUGGACGGCCUGCCCGGCGAGGAGCGCGAAAUCUUCAUCGACUUUAAGCCGCGCGUGUCGCCCGUCCCCUCGCCCGGGGCCGUCAAGAAGAAAAAGCUUCAAAAAGCACAGUCCGAGGGUGAGCUGAUGCAUGCCGACGCAAGGCGCAAAGCGAGCGUGACGGGCGAUGGAGAUGGCGGUAGCUCAACCGUACCGACCGGCAGUGACGAUGAGGGACGCUCCACGAUGCGGGAACAGUGUGCAGCGCCGAAACUGCCCAAGCCGGACUAUCGCGACGCGAGCGAAAGCUCCGUGCCGGACGAUGAGCCGCAGGUGAAGGAUCGGCGAAAGGAAAGCUUCCGCAAGCGCUCGGUCAGUCUGGAUCAGCCCACGAGCUGCGAGCAGGAGGACGAGGAGGAACGGGCGCACAACGGGAGUGUGGUGCAACAGCACCCGCAUCGCAACGGUGGGGACAGUGGGAGAGUUCACCCGCACGCAGCCCAGCGUAUGUCGUCCCGGUCUAGAUCGAUCGGAGCUUCGAUUGGGUCGCGCCAUCUUUCGGCACCACCUUCGCCGCAGAAGGAAGAUCACUCCGCGUCCACAGGUAGGCUUCACCGGGAGGCUUCCCCAUUCCACUCUUCCGACUCGCUUGCAAACGAUGCCACCCGCGACACGUCCGACGGGAACUGGAACGAAUCGCAGGCGACGAUCAUGACGCAAAGCUUGACGGACAACGGGAAGCUGACUCCAUCGUCGAGAAGGAAGAAUCUGCUGCUGCAGCAUCAGCAGCGCAGCUCGAUGGAUACGGAUGUGCUGGAUAUGGAAGAUAUCGCCGAUCAGCCUCUACCACCACUGCCAGUAACCGUGGCAUCGACUGCACUGCAGUCAAACACCGUCUCCACACCGUCCGGCCACGGCCACCAACCGAACGGGACGGCCAUUCAACCGAGCGUGGCCGGCAUCGGCAUCGUAAAGCCCACCACCCCAUCGAUCGCUGUCAUCCCUUCGCCGAGCAUGGAGCGCGAGGAGCGUGACCUGCAGUGGCAAAAGUCGGCCACGCUGCGCCGCCCUUCGCGGCCACUUUCGCCCACCAAGCGGGCCGCACGCAGCGAGAAGCAGCAGCAAAAGCUGCACAAAAUCGAACCGUUAAUCCAUCGCUCUUCGGAUCCAACCGAACGUACCGGAAAGUCCGACCCAAGUCCAACGUCCUCAAUGCCUUCCGGCAGCCCAGCGACUCCCCAGCAACCUUCCCCGUCCUCAGCCAAGCUGCCCCACCACCAUCCAAUCGGUGCGGCCACUCCGGUGGCUGCCCGGUUCACCAAGGGUUCGCCCGGAAACGGUGUCGAUCUCUUGAAGGAUCAUCCCGUCUUUAGCCAAGAUCCGAGCACAGCCGGUCCCGGUGGUGCCACCGGUGGUGGCGCUGGAUCGGAAGGCAGCACCACCGAAGACUAUGUGACGUGCACCGACAACUCGAAGCGGGGUGCAUCGGGAGCUAAAGGUACAUACAAAACGAUCCACGCCACUAGACCGACCAAACAAGUACCAGCCACCACGCAGGACGGAUCAUCCUUCGAGAGUGCGUCCUCCAUCUACAGCCUGGCCCGGGUCGACGCGGUGUGCGAGGAAACGCCCCCGGUCGAGGAAAAGUCCGUCUCGCCCCAAAUCCCACCGCCGCCCAUUCCGAAGCCCUCGCCGACGCACUCCGUCAGCAGCAGUUCGAGCGAUAGUUUCAGCGUGAGCAAGAAGAGUUCGCCUUCCCGGGCCGCCCUGCCGAAAGCGAUCGCCGGCAAGGUGAAGCCGGCCAAGCCGCAGUCGCUUUCGGACGACGAGCGAAGCGAAAAGCGCUACUCGUCGUCGCACGACGAGAAGGAGGCCGCGCCCAAGCUGCCGUACGCUGGCACCGCGACCGGAACUAUUGCCCGAAGCGCUCGGCGGGGUCGCGACUGGAACGAGGAGGAGCGGCGCAGGAAAAAGAGCACGUUCAAGCUGGAGUUCGACAAGGACUCGAUCAAGACGUACACCACGCCGAUGCUGCGCCAGCCGAGCCCGGGCUUCAAGAAGCUGUCGCCGGAGGACAAGAGUGCACUGAAUGUGCUGGACGGGGCGAGUCCCAGCAGCAAGCAGAAACGCUUCCGGCCGAAGACACGCAAGUCACCGCGGGCUCGCAGCACCGUACCGGAGGACACGACCGCUGGCAGUGGGUUGGGAUCGACCGGAACGCUGCCACGGCGAAGCAAGACACCGUUGGUGCGCUCCCCCGAGAAACCUACCGUGGCGGCGACUGCGGCGACUGCGACAACGGCCGUGGUGCUGGCCACACCUCAGCCGACGAUUGUUACCACCGGCACGAAGCUGAGUCCCUCGCAGUACUACUCACAGAUCCGUAGCCCACCGUCGGUUGGAUCUCCUCGCAAGCAGAAAAUCUCGCCCGAGAAACGACUGCAGGCGAUCUCCACCGAGUCGCUACGUUCGGUGUCACCUGGUUCGGACUCGGUGUUUUACAGCGAAGCCGACGCACUGUCCCACUGUGAGCACCAGGUUCACUGUUCACACUGCGGCAAAGAGGUGGAGGUCUCGAACCUCCCGGGCGAAUCCGAAGAGUCCAUCCUAACGCUCGACUCGACGGACAACGAUCGGCCGGACAUUGUGCAGCCACCGGAGGGGUUCGCUGACUCGCCAGACUGCACCAAGACGCCGCACCACACCCGGCUGUACAAGAAGAUGGACAAACGCUUUCGCUCCGAGGACAGGCACGUCGAUCGGCGACACUUCAAGAGCCGGCAGGAGUACCGGGCCAAGAGCGAGGAGCGUGGCAAGGAGGAGAUCGAACCGAAUAAUCUGCGUCCAGCCGGUUCGUCGCCCUGCGUAGCGCCGGCCGGCCAAGCGUACAUCGACACAACGUCCGAGCCGGAGCAGGGCAUCUACCACGGUAACUACAAGGCUGGCCUGUGGAUCUGCAUCGCCGACAGGGACGUUUGGCGACGGAACGAGCUACCAGACGGCAGCUUCGAUCGCCCGAAGGACGCAACGCUCGAGCGACGCGGCUCGACCGAUUCGGAGCGAGAUUUUCGAAAGAAAUACCAAGCCAUCACACACCGGCUGGUGCACCGGAAGUCAUGCGUCGAGAUGUACCGACGUCAGAAUAGCAACAGUUUUGACACCGAUAAAACGGUGGUCGUGUGCAGGAAGUCCGGCGAGUUCGGGUUCCGCAUACACGGCUCGAAGCCGGUCGUGGUGUCCGCGAUCGAGCCGGACACGCCGGCCGAAACUUCGGGCCUAGAGGUAGGUGAUAUUGUACUGUCGGUCAACGGUAUCUCGGUGAUCGACAAAAGUCACUCGGAGGUUGUGAAAAUUGCCCACGCUGGCAGCGAUACGCUCGAGCUGGAGGUUGCUCGUACGAUUGGGAUGCUGUCGCCCCUGGACGAUGGCUCCUCACAUCCCUCGAUCUACACCGGGUUCCUAUGGCGGUACUGUUCCAGCGGUGGCAAAUGGGUCCGGCGGUGGUUCUCGCUACGGCCGGACCAUUGUCUCUACUACUACAAAUCAGAUGCGGAUAAUCAACCGAUUGGAGCGAUCAUGCUGACGAACCACACGAUCGAGCGCAUUCCGCUUGAACCAAUCACGCGCCCGCACAGCUUUGCCAUCGACACGGAGGAAGGCACCAAGGUGCAGCUGUCGGCCGACACGGAAGAAGCGGCCAGUCGCUGGAUCGCCAUCAUCAGCCACGCUGCCCAGCAAUGUGAUCCCUGGCUGGAAAACAGUGCACGGAACCUACGGCUCUGUGCGACGGGUAUCAGCAAACCGGACUGCAGCGGGCCGCUGACCAAGCUGGGCAGCAAAUGGCGCUCGUGGACCAAGCGAUACUGUGUGCUGAAGGAUGCGGUACUCUACUUCUACCACGACGGCACCAGCAAGAGUGCUUUCGGUAUGGCCUGCCUGCAGGGGUAUCGUGUACAGCCUUCGUCGGCCGGUGGUAAGAAGUAUGCGUUCGAGAUAGUUCCACCGGAGUUGAGUCUAAGACACUACUACUUCCACACCGAGACGGAAAUGGACAAGAAGCGCUGGGUGGCCGCCCUGGAAUACUCGAUAGACCGGUGGAUGAGGGCCGGCUGAAAUAACCUGAAACGCUACGAGCAGCUCGUAUAGUACACACCGUUUGGCCUUACGUUUCGCCAAUCUCCGGUCGGGAGCAAUCCUUUCCACCGCCAGCAGCAACACCAUCCUUCACCAUCAACCAACGGUCCAGCGGUGGCAGCAUAAACAAAGCACAAGCAAGCAAAACACCACUACAGUGCCCGCGCGCUCACCCAGCUUCACAUUAUGGUUUCGGAAUAUGCGAAUGGGGAGGGCAUAAAACAACACAACCUCGGUCUCGAACUGCCCAGCGCACGAUGCUCUAGCAGCAGCAACGACGGCAGCAGCAGCGCCAGCGUCCAUCGUAAAGGAGCCGUGAUUGCGGUGUGCCUACCUUUCAGGCGCCGCCAGCACCGGUGAUUGAAUGGAGUGAAAGCAGACAAGCGACGAGCGCAGCGACAACGAGAAUCAGUGCUGACAAUUUGUGCAUGUAAGCUGGAAACACACACACACACACACACCGACACACACAAAUAGCCCACAGUCACGCUUCAAUUACGAUCGUGCCUGCUAGCAGCAGGCCAAACAAAUCAACCGUGCCGUAAACUAUGGAGGCCAGCGUAAUACGAGACUCACACUCACACGCUACCAAGGUAGGUUUUUUUCCGAUGGUGUAAUAUCGAAACCCGUCCCAUGCGCUUGCUGCUUGAUGCCAUUUUGGUGUCGUGAUUUUCACUCGUCCAGCACGAGCUACAUCGCCCCCCACGUGCGCACAAACACACACACCUACACGGAGCAGGAUGGCAGCUUUGUGUCUUGCAGCUUUUGUAGCGUUUUUCGGGGUCGGGGUUGUUUUUCUUGCCACUCCAAAAGUAGUGGGGAACAGGGGAGCCUCGGCCUGACCUUUUGUUAUUGACGUAACGUAUACAAUUUAUGCUACCGCUUGCCGUAAACACUUGCACCGCAGGGUUUUCACAGCAUUUUCAUUUCCAUCUUUUUCUUUAUCAUUCUCCUCGACCAUCACUUGGAGGCGCUGGAGGUGUUAAGCGUCAUACGAGAACGAUGCGUAGCGUUUGCAAUGGUGUGAUGGUGUGGGGUAAUAUUUUUCUACCCACUCGCCAACCACGGCACACGGGCUUGGUGCUGCGGGGGAAAAGUUUCUCUUACAAAACGUCCCCAAACGUGGCAUAAACUUCAUCCUCCUUCUCGUCGUUUUGACUCAAAAGAGCAGUAGACUCUAGAGGCCGUGUCUAGAGGAGGGUGGGGACCGGAAAAAUUGAUGAAAAUCUUUCCCCAUGCCAAAGCAUCCCAAACCAACGGGAGGACGAUGUUUCCGGCUGAACAACUUCAUGUAGCAGGUGUGGCUUGUAGAAGGUACUGAAGCGAGAGUUUGUCACCACCGAUAAGGACUGUUGGGGCCACCGCCCCAAAAACUUCCGGGAUAUGAAAGCGAUUUAAAUACACACAGCACCCGUAAACAACCCAACUCUUUCUCUCUCACACACACACAUACAAAAAUGGAGAUAGCAAUAGAUGCGAAACGAGACCAACAGAAACGAACUGAACGGGGCGCCCCCAGAGCUGACGUAGCGUUGUUUUUCCCGCCCGAAUCGAGGGAAAACACUCUUCUCCUUAGAUGAUAGUAUUGAUAGAGAGCAUUUAAUAGAUUUAAUAGCGAAUGCACACACACGCACAUAUAAAGACAGCCACACCGUAACGCAAUGAGACGCGUCUCAUUGAUGGGUAAAUGGAUAGCAGGAAUGUGUGUUAUAGUUAUAGUAGCAAAAUUAAAUCCACUUAGCGAACGAUCGUAAAUGAUAGCUUUAAGGGUGGUUCUAGCAGACACAGAAGGCGAAGAGGGCGAUUUUGCUACGCGGAUUGCAUACUUUACACACCCAGCCAGCCUUGCAGAAUGAAUAUGCGCCUUAAAGUAUGCAAUUGGCGUAACAAAGCUGCGCUUUAAGCUACUUGUUUCGUUUGGAAACAGGAGCACGUUAUCGCCAGCAUCGUUACGAUGCCACGGGGAAGCGUCUUCGUAGUAUAAUGGAUUUAGAACUCCGUAACUUACGCGGAUGGUAAAGCACACUUCUACACUUUGAUAAGGACUCUUGAGCAGAAAAAGGUCACCAGUGUUUGUGGGUAGAACUUGUAUGAACUUAAAGUAUUGAUCAGGGCGAAAUGGAAACGCAUUGUUUAUUGGUAAACUGAUUUAUGGAUAACAACGAAGCAUACUCACCAGGAUCGCUCUUGUUGCACUAUAAAGGGGUAGUUUUAUGAGAACGCUUACUUCGGUAUCAUCU
Anopheles merus is the source of this 10794-nucleotide messenger RNA. RefSeq lists its product as uncharacterized. Gene Ontology annotation, molecular function: protein binding. The transcript is spliced from 22 exons. NCBI's taxonomy places the organism in Eukaryota, Metazoa, Arthropoda, Insecta, Diptera, Culicidae. The record is from RefSeq and is a predicted model, not a curated record. Bases 1724 to 8533 code for a protein of 2269 amino acids.